Messenger RNA from Hemibagrus wyckioides, 2426 nucleotides. It is a transcript of the gene shisa3, whose product is annotated as shisa family member 3. The record is from RefSeq and is a predicted model, not a curated record. NCBI's taxonomy places the organism in Eukaryota, Metazoa, Chordata, Actinopteri, Siluriformes, Bagridae. The transcript has 2 exons. The coding region runs from base 548 to 1414 and encodes 288 amino acids.
CAGGCCACGCAGCUGCGCGCGCCUCCGAACCUAAAACUCACCCAAAACUCCAUAACAAUAGAGUGAGCAGAGAGUGAAGUCUGGGCGCGCGCUCUGAAAGCAAGCUCAAAACUCAGCGUCAGGCUAGAGUCACAUCAAACUUUAGUAGAGCAGAGGAGAGAAAAGAGAGAGAGAGAGAGAGAGAGAUCCCUGGAAAACUCGGAUUUUUUUUUUGCCAUAUGUGUGUUAAUUGAACGAGCAGUGAAACUGUCAAACUACGUGGAUGGAUUAGACGUGUCGUGUCCUAAAGAGUUUUUAAUGACCAAACGUAUAUGAUUGUGUUUAUUUCCAGACUCUCGGAAGUCCGCUAACUGGAGAAGUGAAUAUGACAGCAUCAUUUGUUUCGGUGACUGAAGAAAAACCGCAACAGUUAUUCCAGGUCUCGGGAUGGUAACUAACCCGGAGACGGGAGUGGACUAUACUCCAUAAUAUCUGCUCUGAGUUUGAAUACACACAGGAGCAGGCUCGGACCCGUGUAAAAAGCGAUCAAGUGAAUGGUCUGUGCGGCAUGGCGCGCUGGGUAAGCUGUCUCUUUCUGGGUUAUCUCACAUGGCACUUGUACGUCCUCAGUGCACGGGGAGAGUACUGUCACGGCUGGCUGGACAACAGCGGAAAUUACCAUGACGGCUUCCAGUGUCCGGAGCACUUGGACACGGCGGACGCGGCGGUUUGUUGCGGGAGCUGCGCGCUGCGGUACUGCUGUGCCGCCACGGACGCGCGCCUGGACCAGGGCAGCUGCACCAACCACCGGGACAACGAACACACCGAAUACACACCACAACCUAUCUACAUGCCCUUCCUGAUGGUCGGCUCCAUUUUUGUGGCGUUUGUGGUCAUUGGUUCGUUGGUUGCCGUGUACUGUUGCACAUGUUUACGGCCCAAACAGCCGACACAGCAACCGAUCCGCUUCUCCCUGCGUAGCUUCCAAGGUGAGACCAUCCCCAUGAUCCUGACUGCAGGGGCGGCGCCCACCAGCCUGCGUACCCCGUCGCGUCAGUCCAGCACGGCUACCACCAGUUCCAGCAGUGCUGGCGGGGGCAGCUCGCUUCGUCGCUUCUCUCUGGGCAGAUCAGAUGCUCUGGGACUCCAGCAGCCCCCACAGCAGCUCCUACUUGCCUCAGCCUCGUCCAUUUCCACACCAGUGUCCCUGGCACCGGCGCAGCCCUUACUGCCUCCUCCACCUCCUCCUCCGUACUCAUCUCCACAGUGCCUGCAGAACAGCGGCUCGUACGUGCACACACACCAACACGGCCACCAUCAGAGCCUCCACACGGCCCAGAGCUCCAACCUCCUCCUGUCCCAGCAGUAUUUCUUCCCCUUGCAGCCAGAGCCGUUUGGUGGGAGUAAAGGCUUUGCAGACUUCAGUCAGAGCUGAUCUGGAGCUCAGGGUUGAGGAGCAGGACACUGGAGCUUCCGUUAACUUGUGCGACACACACUCUAUCUCUCUCUCUCUACCCUGAACCGGAAUACAAUAUGCAGUGAUGCUUCUUUGGAGAAAAAAAAUGUUGGCAGGCUUUGUGUUGACACGUUUUGUGUUGCAGAGGGUUUGGUUAAAGCUGAAGAGCUGCUGAAACUGGCAGGAACGAGACGGGCACAUAACUACAGAGGAAAGCACAAUCAUUUUGGCUGGAACUCAUGCUGGAGAAGUCACACAGGCCCCUGUUUGCACCUCUUAAUAAAUUAUAUUGAAUUUAUGCACUUUCAUUGUGUUUUAUACAAACAUUUCUCUCUCUGGACGUGUGAUAAGACAAGGAAAUGACUGUAAGAACAUAGAAGAAUUAUUCUGGACUACUUGCUUAUCAUUCACUGAAUUAAAACAAAGCAAACCAGGGAUUUUUGACAAUCAAAGAAAUGAUUUAGCCGAGUGUCCGGGUGUGUAUGUGUGUGUUUAUUUCAUAAAACAAGAUAAAAAUAUGUAGUUGUCUAAACGAGGGAAGCCGAUUGUUCACUUUUUUUUUUUUUUCGUGUUGAAAUGUACAUUUUACAGCACAUUAUGUUUGGCUCAGUGAACAAACAGCUUCCAACAUCGAGCCAUAUUUCUUAACAUUCCUUACUCCUCUCCCUCAACUACAACAGAGUUAAGGCACAGUUACCUCUGGGACCGUUUUUCUUUUCAACUGUUUGUUUUUCCAUGAUCUGGUUUAGGUUUUGUAUUUCAUUUAGCAUAAUUCAUAGAAAGCUGAAUAAUUGCCCAUAAUCGCCCUGGUUUCAGGUUACUUUAACAGCUACACGCUCGCUGCUAGAUUUGUGGUGAGAGCAGUGCUCUGAGCACUCACGUUACUGAAACAUCGGACCAACUGGAGCAGAGCGACGAGCUGGAGAACAGUCCAGGACGAGAACCGUGUCAAUGCUCCGUUCUGCUGUUUAUUUGAUUCUUUUUUCUUUUU